Messenger RNA from Metarhizium robertsii ARSEF 23, 678 nucleotides. RefSeq lists its product as uncharacterized. The record is from RefSeq and is a predicted model, not a curated record. NCBI's taxonomy places the organism in Eukaryota, Fungi, Ascomycota, Sordariomycetes, Hypocreales, Clavicipitaceae. The coding region runs from base 1 to 678 and encodes 225 amino acids. The transcript has a single exon.
AUGCGAUUCGCCCUCGUUGUCGCAGUCACCUCUGCCAUCGCUCUGACCGACGCCGCCCCCGUCGUCCAGACCGAGGCAGCCGUCUCCGAUGUCCCUCAUCGCGACCCGGCCGACUACUACAAAGUCGUUGCCGCACAGCCCACCGAAACGGCCUCGAUCCCACCUCACAAGAAAUACAGGGGCGUUCCUCAGACCACCGAGGGGAUCACGGUUCAGAACUCCAAGCGCUGGCUCAUCUUUGGAGACCCGACCCUGAACAGGAACAGGACGGAGCCAGUGCGCCCUCAACUUCCAAAGACGAAUGUUAGCACGAACCGCUUCCCCAGGCCCAGGCUUCCACUGAUACCGUGCUGCGGCCUUUGCGAAACCUUUUUCGAGAAGAAUCCCUCGGUUUUGGGGGUAUUUGUGUGCCCGUACACACCGGCUAGGAAGCCUUCACCUACUACUACCGAGGGACAAGGUCCCAAGGAGACUGGGAAGCCUUCGUCUACUGUUACUGAGGGACAUGGUCCCAACGUCACCGAGAAGGCUUCGUCUACUAUUACUAAGGGGCGUGGAAUCAGGGUCACCGAGAUGCCUUCGUCUACUAUUACUCUGGAACAGGGACCCAAGAUCACCAAAAUGCCUUCAUCUACCAAGGCACAUGGACACGAGGAGACUAUGAUGUCACAGCUUUAG